Pyricularia oryzae 70-15 is the source of this 2082-nucleotide messenger RNA. RefSeq names its product HET domain-containing protein. The transcript is spliced from 2 exons. The coding region runs from base 1 to 2082 and encodes 693 amino acids. NCBI's taxonomy places the organism in Eukaryota, Fungi, Ascomycota, Sordariomycetes, Magnaporthales, Pyriculariaceae. The record is from RefSeq and is a predicted model, not a curated record.
AUGCGCCUCCUCAACGUUCGCACGGGCGACAUCACCCCUUUCCCCUCAUCCUUGCGCCCGCCACCAUACGCAGCGCUCUCGCACCUCCACGGUCCCGAGGAGAUCUCGUUCCAACAAUGGGCGACGCUGCCCCGCGCGACGCUCAAGGCGCGCGCCGCCUACUUCAAGAUCAAGCGGGCACGCGUGCAGGCUAUCUCGGACGGGCUGGAGUGGGUCUUUGUCGACUCCGUCUGCGUCGACGGGUCGUCGCCCGCUGAGGCCUCCGAGGCCGUCAACGAGGCGUGGGCCGUCUUCGCCGGCGCCGCCACUUGCUACGCACACCUCGACGACAUCGCCCAGCCCGUCCUCGGCGCCAGCCUCGAGUCUGCCCUGCGCACGAGCCGCUGGUUCGGAAGGGGCUGGACGCUGAUGGAACUGGUCGCCAGCAGGGACGUUGUCUUUUACAGCACCGGGUGGGAGGUGCUCGGGACCAGGCGUGGGUUGGCGGGCGUCAUCUCCACCCUGACGGGGAUCGACGAGGCGGUCUUGGCGGGGAAGGACGAGGUCGGUACGGUGAGCGUGUCGAGGAAGAUGAGCUGGGCGGCUGGGAGGAGGACGACCAGGGCGGAGGACGCGGCGUACUGCCUGCUGGGGCUGUUUGGCGUCAACAUGCCGCUGAUGUACGGCGAGGGCAGGACUUGUGCGUUUCGGAGGCUGCAGGAGGAGAUCUUGAGGGCGCAUCCUCUGGACCACACAUUGUUCGCUUGGGGCGAGCGGAUCGUCAGGGAGAGGGUAGACCGGUUGCCUCAGGAGGCCCUGCUGGACGGAACGGAGACGCUCAAGUGGAGAGACGACCGGCAGCUGCUGCCGCUGUUGGCCGAUUCGCCAGAUCAGUUCGCCGGGUCCGCAGAUCUGGUGCCCAUGACCGUCGCGGCCGAAAUGUUUUACUACGGGAAUGACGUCGACGCAUCAUCAGAAGGAAAGGCAAACACCGACGCCGUACUGCCUUCCGUUUCCGGAAGGGGUGUACUCAUCGAAACACCCACCACCGACCCAGAUGCAGUGCUUUACCCAUGGCGAGGGCACAGGAUAUCCCAACUCCGUUGGGGAAAGCUAGUAGUCCUAUUCUGCCACCGCAGGGACGACCCGUACGAGCAGUUCGCCGUCGCGCUGACGCCCACGGGGCCCGCUUCGUACGCUCGCGCGCCGGAGCUCCUGGUGGGCAAUUUCACCCAGCACAUCUGGCAGCGGACGUCGAGCAUACGGAUGCUCGUGCGACCGGACCCGGGCGUCCCGUCCCUCGCCCACGGCGACCUCGUGCUCCGCCGCUGGGUGGUGGGCAACAACGAGGAGCUCCUCUCGGGCGCAUUUCCAUGCGUGCCGAGCCAUCAUUUCUCGAGCAACGAGGGCAUCCUGCGUGUCAAUGGUUCUGCGUCGGGCAAGCUGCUGUGGUCCAUGUCGGCCCUGUCCGAGACGGAAACGCUCGCGACCUUCAUCACCCGCCGACCCUCGACCGGUCCUACCGCGCUCGGCCCAACCGCCAUCACCUUCUACCCGCUCUCGAGCCAAAUCGCCAGCGAGACUUGCGACGCCGACGGGACCAUCUGGCUGCCGCACCCGGGCUCUGAGUCGGGAACCCUGGCGCUGGCCGAGGAGGCCACCAUCGACAAAGCUGUGUGCACCCAUGUCUUCAAGACGCCGAGCGACACGUGGAUCUCACCUGGUGUUGGCAACAUGCUGCCUCUAAUUACGGUGCGGGUGGACAGGAUCUGGAUCGUGGAGGGUCGUGUAGCGAUUGAUGUUGUUGACGUAGUGGCCCCGUAUCCAGUGGGAUCGCCCUUCAAGGGGACGUUGCCUCGCGAGACCUUCACCGCGAUCAGGAUCAUGAUGUGGAGCCACACCUUCACACUGACGAGAGUAAUAGGUUACAUAUACACAGAUGCCUUCCUCCCGUCCACAGAUGCGGUCAAGGCAAACAACUUGGCACGCGCGCAUCACAGAGGGACAAACAAUCCCCACAGCACCGGGAUGGAAGAAUCGCUUCAUCGCGACUCUGCGUGGUGCAAGCGCCGCACCAAUGACCCCCGAGGAAACGCCAUCUAA